Molecule: messenger RNA, 1694 nt
Organism: Brassica oleracea var. oleracea
Lineage: Eukaryota; Viridiplantae; Streptophyta; Magnoliopsida; Brassicales; Brassicaceae
Product: probable receptor-like protein kinase At1g80640
Exons: 10
Coding region: 154-1455 (433 amino acids)
Biological process (GO): protein phosphorylation
Molecular function (GO): protein kinase activity; ATP binding
Source: RefSeq, a predicted model, not a curated record
UUCAAGAAGACAGCGAGUGAGAAAGAGACAGCUUAGAGAGAAAGCGAUAGUUCGUUCACUCUUCGCUUUCUGAGAGAAUCUCAAAACCCCAAAACGUCUUGAGAGUGAAUACAUUCACAACUCUUCUUUUCUUAGCAAAAAAACAAAACAAAAAUGAAGAAACUUGUUCAUCUUCAGUUUCUGUUUCUUGUCAAGAUCUUUGCUACUCAAUUCCUCACUCCUUCUUCAUCAUCUUUUGCUGCUUCAAAUCCUUCUAUAGCUCCUGUUUAUACCACCAUGACUACUUUCUCUCCAGGAAUUCAAAUGGGAAGUGGUGAAGAACACAGAUUAGAUGCACAUAAGAAACUCCUGAUUGGUCUUAUAAUCAGUUCCUCUUCUCUUGGUAUCGUAAUCUUGAUUUGCUUUGGCUUCUGGAUGUACUGUCGCAAGAAAGCUCCCAAACCCAUCAAGAUUCCGGAUGCUGAGAGUGGGACUUCAUCAUUUUCAAUGUUUGUGAGGCGGCUAAGCUCAAUCAAAACUCAGAGAACAUCUAGCAAUCAGGGUUAUGUGCAGCGUUUCGAUUCCAAGACGCUAGAGAAAGCGACAGGCGGUUUCAAAGACAGUAAUGUAAUCGGACAGGGCGGUUUCGGAUGCGUUUACAAGGCUUCUUUGGACAGCAACACUAAAGCAGCGGUUAAAAAGAUCGAAAACGUUAGCCAAGAAGCAAAACGAGAAUUUCAGAAUGAAGUUGAGCUGUUGAGCAAGAUCCAGCACUCCAAUAUUAUAUCAUUGUUGGGCUCUGCAAGUGAAAUCAACUCGAGUUUCGUCGUUUAUGAGUUGAUGGAGAAAGGAUCCUUAGAUGAUCAGUUACAUGGACCUUCGUGUGGAUCCGCUCUAACAUGGCAUAUGCGUAUGAAGAUUGCUCUAGAUACAGCUAGAGGAUUAGAGUAUCUCCAUGAACAUUGUCGUCCACCAGUUAUCCACAGGGACCUGAAAUCGUCUAAUAUACUUCUUGAUUCUUCCUUCAAUGCCAAGAUUUCAGAUUUUGGUCUGGCUGUAUCGGUUGGAGUGCAUGGGAGUAACAACAUUAAACUCUCUGGGACACUUGGUUAUGUUGCCCCGGAAUAUCUCCUAGACGGAAAGUUGACGGAUAAGAGUGAUGUCUAUGCAUUUGGGGUGGUUCUUCUUGAACUUUUGUUGGGUAGAAGGCCGGUUGAGAAAUUGAGUCCAUCUCAGUGUCAAUCUCUUGUGACUUGGGCAAUGCCACAACUUACCGAUAGAUCGAAACUCCCAAACAUCGUGGAUCCGGUUAUAAAAGAUACAAUGGAUCUUAAGCACUUAUACCAGGUAGCAGCCAUGGCUGUGUUGUGCGUUCAGCCAGAACCGAGUUACCGGCCGCUGAUAACCGAUGUUCUUCACUCACUUGUUCCAUUGGUUCCGGUCGAACUAGGAGGGACUCUCCGGUUAACCCGAUGAUUGAUGAUAAGCCACUUCCAAAUACAUAUUUAUAGUUUGCCUCGUUUUAUCCUUGUAUAGUAUUAUCAUCCGAACAUCUCAAAAGUUUGGGGGUGUAAGAAUGUGAGAUUAGAAGUCUACUAGGGUUGUUGAGUUUAUAAAUUCCCACAUCACGUUUUAUGACUAGUGUGUAUUUUUUGUAUAUUCGAAAUGUAGAGAUUGAUGAAAGUUUGUGUUUGAAAGAGUAUUGUAUAUUAACU